GUCACUCCUCCCCCUGUAUGCAGAAAUUGAGAUGUCUUCAGACGAGGCUAGGAGUGUAGUGGGAAGUGAGGUAGUGCCGUUGGAGUAUGGUGGCAUGGAUUCGGAGACCAGUCCGUCCCGAGAUCAGCUCAAGUGGUACCAGGGUCACCUGUGAAAUCCUCUUAAGGGAGGAGUCCCACGGGACCUCGGGUUCGAUCCCUGGGGAGGCUACCUCAGGUCGGUCCCGUACCACUGAGGCCAAAUACGCAAAUGCGCCAAGCCCAGGAACGGCCCCAUGGGGUACCCUGGCAAAAAAGGCCGGCCAGCUCAAGUGGUACCAGGGUCACCCGUGAAAUCCUCUUAAGGGAGGAGUCCCACGGGACCUCGGGUUCGAUCCCUGGGGAGGCCACCUCAAGUCGCUUAAGAGCACUGAGGCCAAAUACACAAAUGUGCCCCAC
Messenger RNA from Rubroshorea leprosula, 437 nucleotides. NCBI's taxonomy places the organism in Eukaryota, Viridiplantae, Streptophyta, Magnoliopsida, Malvales, Dipterocarpaceae. The record is from the annotation of a GenBank genome assembly.